Pygocentrus nattereri (red-bellied piranha) is the source of this 832-nucleotide messenger RNA. RefSeq names its product complement factor H-related protein 2-like. Bases 84 to 671 code for a protein of 195 amino acids. Lineage: Eukaryota; Metazoa; Chordata; Actinopteri; Characiformes; Serrasalmidae. The record is from RefSeq and is a predicted model, not a curated record. The transcript is spliced from 6 exons.
AGUCCAGUGUUACCCUUUAAAUCACCACCUCAUUUACUGCUGGUCAAACCUCUGGGUGAAGCACAGCUGUAUCAGAUGCAGAGAUGGUGAAGACGGCGACUGCUGUACUGUCGGCACUGCUGCUGUGUGUGGGGGGCGCACUGGCGCAGGACUUCAUGUCGCCGAACGUGAACAUUAUGGAAGAACUGGGGAAACUGAAGAACAUGGAAGAACGACUGAGAACCAUGGAAGGAAUGAUGCAGAACCAGAGGGUCUUGGUGGAGCAACUGCAGAAGGAGAAUGGAGCCCUGAAGACGACGGUGGAAACGAUGCAGGCUACACUGGAAUCACUGCAGAGCUUUAAAGCAGCUCUCUGUGGAGAUUAUCCCGCUGUUGAAAAUGCCAAUGUUACGGAGGUUCUAGGUGGGCUGAUAUUAAAAGUGAGCUGUGCUGCACUUUACAAACUCGUCGGACCAGAAGAAGUAAUGUGUGUUAAAGGGAAAUGGUCAGAUCUUCCUGCUUGUAAAGCUCCAUGUAGACUGGAUCAGUCAAAGUUUCGUUCUCCGCAAAGAGAGUACAUGCAGCACGGAGAAAUAAGCACCUUCAUGUGUUCUUCCUCUUUUCUCAGAGUGCACAUCAAAUGUGAGGACGGAAGAGCGUACUACAAAGGAUGUGGUAAUCACGACUGGUGAGAUGUGUGUGAACGUCUUCCUGCUGCAGCUUUUACUGAAACUCACGAAACUGCAGAGCGACUGGAACGACCUGUAACUGCUUUACCUUUAAGCGUUACUGUAACGUUCUCAGAACGUCUGAUUAAAAACAGAUCCUGAAUAAACAACUGUGGACAACUGUG